AUAUGUAGUUGUGAUAUAUUUGACAUUAGAUAAUUGUGGAAGUGAAAAUGUAUUUAACUUUACAUUUAGUAAUUUAUUCUAUUUCAAUUAAUAUUGUUUACUUGAUGCAACUGAAGGAUAUUAAUGUCCCACCUGAACAUAUGGGAUACAUAUUUAAUUUAUUUCCCAGCCUAGCUGAAAGUUGUAAAGUUGAUUCUGAUUGUGUAUAUAAAAAUAUUAUUGGAUACAAAUCGUGUUGGGGUUACGAACCUGGAUGCAACAAGAAUGUUUCUUACCAUGUCAGGCCUCGCUGCCCUGGCGAUCACAGAGGAUGGGUAAGGACAAAAGAGGCCCAGUAUGACACAUUUUAUACACAAGCAGAUUUUGGUUAUGUGAAAGAUCAGAUAGAAGAAUUACAAGUCAUGUGUGAAGCGUCAUAUCUUCAUGACAGUUCCUUAGAAUGUUCAAAAUAUUUAAGGUUCUGUAGAGGAAGAAAUUUAAUGCUGAAUUUUACUGGUUUAAUUGGCCGAAGUGAUAAUUUGCGUUAUAAAAUGGAUAUUUUAUCUGAAGGACAAAUUGGAGGUUAUUGUAAUUACUAUGAAGACAGGCUCAAAGUUGAAGCUGAACAUAUGAGUGCUUUACAAUCAUGGGCUCCGGAAAUGGUGAAUUUUAUAAAAACUCCUUAUAGGCCUAUCUUUGACGAAAAAUGUGAUAUUGUUAUUGAGAAACCAACAUACAUAAUGAAAUUGGAUGCCACUGUAAAUAUGUACCAUCACUUCUGUGACUUCUUCAACCUUUAUGCAUCACUUCACGUCAAUUCCACACAUCCAUCCACUUUCACUAAAGACAAUCAUAUUCUUAUUUGGGAGACUUUUACUUAUGAUUCCGCUUUCAAAGAUGCAUUCAAAGCAUUCACUUCAAACAAGAUUUGGGAUUUGAAGAAAUUUCGAGGAAAAAUAGCAUGUUUUAGAAAUGUUGUCUUUCCCCUUUUGCCUAGAAUGAUAUUUGGUUUAUAUUAUAACACACCUUUAAUAUAUGGUUGCGAAAGAAGUGGUUUGUUCCAUGCAUUUUCUAAACAUUUAUUGCACUCUCUAGAGAUUAAACUUCAAACCCGAAGCAAUGAUAAGAUAAGGGUGACAUUACUGUCUCGAGGAACAACAUAUAGAGCCAUACUCAAUGAGAAGGAGAUAGUUGAAGCGUUACUUAAAGUGAAAGGUUACCAUGUGCAACGGGUUGUGUAUGACAGAACAGUACCGUUCACCGAGCAGUUAGAGAUAACGCAUAAUACGGAUGUGUUUAUCGGUAUGCAUGGUGCUGGAUUAACUCAUCUUCUCUUCUUACCUGACUGGGCUGCUGUGUUUGAAGUAUACAACUGUGAGGAUCCUAAUUGUUACUCAGACUUAGCCAGGCUCCGUGGUCUUAAAUAUGUAACCUGGGAGAAGAAAAAUAAACUAAGCCAACAAGACAAGGGUCACGGACCUGGUGGUGCUUCUCAUGCUAAAUUCACUAAUUACUCCUUCGACGUGGUGGAGUUCUUAAGGCUUGUGGAGGUUUGUGCGGCUCAUGUCAGGUCGCGGAAGGAUUUCAAGAAUUUUGUCGAAGCAUCUAUGAAGAAAUCAGUACACGAGGAGCUAUAGAAAUUGGUAAACAGCUAUUGUACAGUUUCCGUCCUUUUAAUCGUAAUAUUUCUAGUAAAACUAGCGGAAUUAAAAAAAAUAGCCUAAGUUACUCCUGCAUACAUAAACUACCCACUAGUGAAUGUUCCUUAAAAAUCGGUCCUUGCGGACUUAUUCGUGGACAGACAAAAUUUUAAUAGUUGGAUUUUUGUUAUGAGUGAGUUAAAUACAUCAUUUUUGCCUAAUAUGAUAUAAA
Molecule: messenger RNA, 1851 nt
Organism: Papilio machaon (common yellow swallowtail)
Lineage: Eukaryota; Metazoa; Arthropoda; Insecta; Lepidoptera; Papilionidae
Gene: Eogt
Product: EGF domain-specific O-linked N-acetylglucosamine transferase
Exons: 8
Coding region: 48-1616 (522 amino acids)
Cellular component (GO): endoplasmic reticulum lumen
Molecular function (GO): protein N-acetylglucosaminyltransferase activity
Source: RefSeq, a predicted model, not a curated record